GCACCCCCUCACGCCGAGAAGCACUGCCCCCUGUGAAAUUCCUGACUGCCAGGGUGAUUCCUACGGUUACCAAGGGCUGCUUCCUACUGUAGCUUACCGUGUGCUGUGUGGCAAACUAUUUUAUAACCUCUGGAUAAAUUAUCAACCACGGGAAUGAUAUCCCCAGCGAUAAAGGGUUAAUGUUUCCUUACCGGGCGCCCCCAGGGUCGCUUUCAAGCCUGACUGCUGACAGCUGACACCUCUGUCAUCCUCCUGAGCGAUCUAAUCGAUCACCUCUAGCUCGACAAGACAGCACACCAGGUUCUGCUUCGUUCUGCUGGCGGUUGAGUAGAGCAGGCUCUGUGUUGCCCUGAGCCCAGCUAUCUCAGCAGGACUGCAUCACCAUGGAUACAGAGUCCACCUACUCGGGAUAUUCCUACUACUCGGGGCGCUCCCGGGGAUCCCACAGACAUGGAGAGCGAAGCCGGGACCGGCACAAGCCGCGCAGCAAAGACAGCCGCUCGGAGAAGUCUGUAACGAUUAACACGCCACCUGCAGAGCCGCUGCUAGGCGACACAGCUGUACGGGGGGAGCAAGUCCAGUAUUCAGCGGGCAGCUCUGGCCAUCAUAGAGCACUACUACUGUGACUUUCCGGUUCAUAACCCAGCGCUGCUUUCCGCCUCCAAGUCCCGCGCUGCCAAGCAUCUGGCUGGCCUCAAGGUGUACAAUGUGGAUGGUGAGUUCCCAGCAGCCCCUGCUGAGGGUCCCGGAAACAACGCAGCAGCGGGAAUCGCCCAUUCUCAGUCCAGAGCGAUGAUCGCAGCUGCCGCCCGCCGCAGAGACACCAGCCACAACGAGCUGUACUACGAAGAGGCCGAGCACGAGAGGCGUGUCCGCAAACGCAGAGCACGGCUGGUGGUGGCAGUAGAGGAAGCGUUUACACACAUUAAGCGCAUGCAGGAGGAAGAGCAGAAAAAAGCACCUGGGGAUGUUAUGGACCCUCGAGAAGCAGCACAAGCCAUCUUCCCAUCCAUGGCUCGGGCCCUGCAGAAGUACCUGAGGACCACCAAGCAACAGCACUGCCACAGCAUGGAGAGCAUCCAGCAACACCUGGCCUUCUGCAUCACCAACAACAUGACGCCCAAGGCGUUCCUUGAGAGCUACCUGACUCCAGGUCCAACCGUUCAGUACAGCCGAGACUUCUGGCGAGCCCGUCAGUGGACGCUGAUCAGCGAGGCGUCAGUCACCAGCGGCCUGAAAGACGGCACCAUCUUCCUGCUCAAAUGUGUGGACUUUAGCCUGGUGGUGACAUCCAAGAAGAUCCCCUACAUCCAGAUGUCCGAGGAGUACAUCGAUCCCAAAUCACACAAGUUUGUGCUGCGGCUACAGUCGGAAACAUCUGUGUAGGAUGCCAGAUGUUUUAUUUUUAUUUCACACCCUGUUGCUCUCCAAUAUUUUCAUUUUGGGUUUUGCAGUUUUCAAUUUUUACUUUUUUAAAAAUAUAUUAUAUAUGAAUCUAGCUAUCGCACACGUUUGAAUAUAUUGAUCUUUUAUUGUUGAUAAAAUCGAAAAAAGAAGAGUUGCAGCAGGAUUUUUGCUCACUGGAGUUUGGACGCGGUUGAGUGCACAUGCUGUGUGUGUGUGUGUGUGUGUGUGUGUGUGUGUG
Messenger RNA from Haplochromis burtoni (Burton's mouthbrooder), 1645 nucleotides. RefSeq names its product vang-like protein 1. Gene Ontology annotation, biological process: multicellular organism development. The record is from RefSeq and is a predicted model, not a curated record. NCBI's taxonomy places the organism in Eukaryota, Metazoa, Chordata, Actinopteri, Cichliformes, Cichlidae. Gene Ontology annotation, cellular component: plasma membrane.